Linderina pennispora is the source of this 841-nucleotide messenger RNA. Its product is annotated as IGPD-domain-containing protein. Gene Ontology annotation, molecular function: imidazoleglycerol-phosphate dehydratase activity. The record is from RefSeq and is a predicted model, not a curated record. The transcript has 2 exons. NCBI's taxonomy places the organism in Eukaryota, Fungi, Kickxellomycota, Kickxellomycetes, Kickxellales, Kickxellaceae. Gene Ontology annotation, biological process: L-histidine biosynthetic process. Bases 6 to 575 code for a protein of 189 amino acids.
GAACCAUGUCACAGGAACGCACCGCCACUGUGUCUCGCAAGACCAAUGAGACCGACAUCCACAUCACACUGGAGAUCGGGUCGCUGGACUCGGCAGCCGAGCAGGUCAUCAACAUCGACACAGGCAUCGGCUUCCUGGACCACAUGUACCAUGCGCUGGCGAAGCACAGCAAAUGGUCGCUGACGCUAAAGUGCACCGGCGACCUGCACAUUGACGACCACCACACAGCCGAGGACACGGCCAUCGCCCUUGGAAUGGCAUUCAAACAGGCGCUGGGCGAGCCGCGCGGCAUUCGGCGGUUUGGACAUGCGUACUGCCCGCUGGACGAAGCGCUUUCGCGCGCCGUGGUUGACAUUUCGGGCCGGCCGCACGCAUCGAUUGACUUGGGGCUGAAGCGCGAGAUGAUUGGCACGCUGUCGUGCGAGAUGAUCCCGCAUGUCUUGGAGUCGUUCGCCACGGCUGCUGGAAUUACUCUGCACGUCGAUGUGCUGAAGGGCUUUAACGACCACCACCGGCGCAGAGCUGUCGCGCGCACAGGAUCGAACGACGUUCCUAGCACCAAGGGAGUCCUCUAGAGAGCUAAGAGAAAUGCGUCUAGAACAAACAUGCUGCUGAAACAAGAAUAGCCAUUUGAUAUGUAUGGUGUACACUGAAAUUGUGCAUGUUUAAAUGUACGCCGGUUUGCAUGUAGUGUGCAUAUAUUGGAUGGAAAAAGCUGUGCGGCGGAUUCAUUACACCACUUUGUUUUAUUUCCUACUCCACAUGCUUGUCAAGCCAGAUCGCCGACCAUGAUUAACUCUAGAAAUCGUGAAGCCAGUCCACAUGUUUUGUGAUUUUCAAU